Molecule: messenger RNA, 3449 nt
Organism: Mercenaria mercenaria
Lineage: Eukaryota; Metazoa; Mollusca; Bivalvia; Venerida; Veneridae
Product: steroid 17-alpha-hydroxylase/17,20 lyase-like
Exons: 6
Coding region: 169-1692 (507 amino acids)
Biological process (GO): hormone biosynthetic process; progesterone metabolic process
Molecular function (GO): steroid 17-alpha-monooxygenase activity; heme binding; iron ion binding
Source: RefSeq, a predicted model, not a curated record
CUUUAUAAACAUGAUCAGUAGCUUUAUAGGAAGAAAGGAAAAUCUGUACUAGAACCAUAGUGGGAAUAACCUUUGUCUGGAUUAGGACAUAUAGCUCACGACGAUAUUAAUUUUUCUGAGAAAAUAGAUAAUUCAGACCACGUUGAAUAUAUUUAAAACUAUUUUGCGAUGAUUCAGCUGGUCUUGUGUUUUAUUAUAGGGGUAUGUUCCCUUUAUAAACUGGUGCAGUGGAGGAAUGAGAAAACAGGAAAGAAUAUACCUGGACCACACGGAUUGCCUUUAAUAGGAUGUGCAAACGAAGUUCGGGCUGAUAACAUUCACUUGAAACUCAUGGAAUAUGCUGAACAAUAUGGAGAAAUAUUUCAGCUUAAGAUGCUUGUCAAAAACUUUAUCGUCUUAAACAGCGAGAGUAUUUUACGACUUGCAUUUUCGGAUGAACAUUACAAACAAUACUUCAAUGAUAGGGCACAAAUGUUCUUUGGCCAUCAUUUUAGAUGCCGGAACCAGUCUAUUGGGAUGAUAAGUGACGGUGCUGGCAAAGGACAUAAAAUUGGAAGAAAAGAGUUUGCUAAAGCUAUUCAUGCCUAUGGAAGUGGUCUACAAAAACUGGAAGACAACGUGAUGACAGAGAUGGAACUGUUGGUCAAACGAAUAGAACGUAUGCCAGGAAAUGAGUUUCAGUGUUUAGAAUUGUUUCGCAGAUCACUUACAAACACAAUGUCUUUGGUACUGAAUGGUGAUGUCAUUGAUGACAACGAUCCUAACAUCGAAAUGAUGUGGCAACACGUGCAAGGUGCUGACUUCUUUCUAAAUUCGAAGGUUAAUCUUUUGAUGAAGGUUUUGCCUUUCUUGCGGUUUCUUCCCGGGAAACUCAGAGCCGAAUAUGAAAGUUGCAAAAAAGCGCAAGGACACAUUCUACAACGAUAUUUUUAUGAAACGAAGAAAAGCCAUGUUUCCGGUGUGAUAAGAGGGAUCGUUGACCACUACCUAGACGUUCAAAGCAAAGAAAUUGAAUCUGGAAAUGAAGUAUUUUUCACUGAUGAAAGAAUUAUCGCUCAGAUAAUAGAAACGAUUGAUGCAGGUACUGCUACCACAUGGUCUUUUCUGACGAAUUCUAUGCUUGUAUUGGUAAACCUUCCAGAAUAUCAGACCAAAAUACAGGAAGAACUUGAUCGUGUAAUUGGCAGGGAACGCCUCCCAAACUACACUGACAGAGGGAAGUGUACCUUCCUGAAAGCCUUCUGUAUGGAAGUACUCCGUUAUCUUACUGUAGCGCCUCUACUUCUUCCACAUUACUGCCGGAAAAAUCUCGUGUUUGAGGGAUAUAAUAUAAAGUCAAACAGCAUGGUUCUUGGCAACGUGUGGUACAUACAUCACGAUGAGAAAAUCUGGGGAGAUCCCUGGACAUUCCGACCAGAGAGGUUUCUGGACGAAGAUGGCAAAAUAUUACCAAACGAUCAUAAACUGAUCAGAAACUAUUUACCAUUUGGCCAUGGUCAACGACAGUGUCCAGGGUCUCAGUUCGCAAAGACACGAUAUUUCCUUUACUUAGCCACUCUGUUACAACGUUGGAAUUUCGAGAUCCCGAAUGGCAAAAAGAAGGGAUGUGACCCAAGAAAUCCAGAUGUCUUCGAUAUGAGACUAAUACUCAAAGCCAAGCCUUUUUCUGUACGUGCUAAGGAGAGGGUUUAGAGACAAACUUUGUGUGCGAGGGAGAGAGUAUAGAAACUAGUGCUGCUAUCUAUUUUAGACUGAAUAUUGUCAUUUUUUCUUUUUUGUAUUUAAAGCCACAUUAUGCAGCGUAAAUGGCCCAGGCAUACAUAACCAACCACGUACUUUAAUAUUAUUUAUACAUUUUAUUCAUCCAGAUAUAUACAGGUGCAUUUAUUAAAAGCAAAAUAUUCUUAAAAUGUAGAGAUGGUACCUACCCAAGAAAAUCUAAGGGGAACAACUCUGAAUUGACAAAAAAACUGAAGCCAGCAUAAAACUUUGGUCAAAAGUGAACGAAAAAUCAAAUAGGGCCUUUUACCAACAACUGAUCAGGCAGACACAAUAUGACCCACAUUUGUUAAAUCGCUUUGUAUUCAAUAUAUAAUAUGCACACUUUUCUCAUGGCUUACACUGACAGUUAUUUUAUAAGUUGUAAUGAGGCCCUGAUAGAAUGUUUAGUAGUGCAUGAAAAUAAAGUAAAAUAAUGCAUAAAUUCCAUUAAAGAAAUUUUACGACAUUAAGAAACGUUAUGAUGAAGUUUUGAUCUUUAUUGUUCUCGAUGACGAUACAUUGGUUUACACAAAAUUAUAUACUAAAAUAUAAAAUGUAUAUAUCCAACAAUGAAAAAUUACAAAAAAAAGUUUAAUUGGUAUCAAUGUUUGUGUAACAACGUAACUAGACUGGUUAUAUUCGUCAUCUCAAUGGAUCAUUUUGAAAGUGUUUCUUAUGCUUUAGUCAUUUUGAAGCCUUUCUCUUACUGUUCAAGUGUACUUUGCUACAAAUAAUGUAACACAAAAAGUAAUUGUCAUCAAAUCAAAUUACAACAUUUUAAGGUAGUGGUUGUAAGUACAGCGUUUAAAGGUAGCUCAUAUAGGUAAUGACUCUGCAAUGUAUUUUAAGCAAUUAAACAUUUUCUGGAUAGAACUCUCACGAUCAUUGCUUUCCAUGAAAAACGAAUAAAUGCUCAAAAAGCAUAUGGAAAUUACUUUAAUUGAUGAUUUUCGUUACUACCCUAAAAAACUAUAAGGUGCUUAUUUAUUGUUGUAAACAAGGUAAGCGGGUAACUUCAGACAUCAACAUUAAUUUACAACUUAAACUGUUAACGAAACCUGAGAAAAGAUUUUUUAUAGGGGGCUCUCAUUUACAAUGUAUCAACAAUUAUCACCUGAUGUGAGUGCAUUCAUGAAUGAAAAAUAUUGAUGGUAAAAUGGUGUAGGAGUUUGUUUACAUUAUAAAAUCUUUAAUAACUUCUUUCAGGUAAAUUUUUGGUAUGGGUUUGGUAAGCUAAUGAUAAAGAGCAUGUCAUCCUCUUUCACUCAGAUUUUUUUCAUUAGUUUUAGACUCUUGGCUAGUCGUGGAUUUUGACUUUAUUAAAAGGCAAUAGGAAGGUCAGUAUAGGCUCUUUCGAAGUAGACUAAACUUACACUAUACUCUAUUGAAUUUAUUUAGCUGUGGAGACUUUUGAUACAGACUAUAACUGGGGAAAUCCUGAAAUCAUUGAAAAAGAAAAAACAUUUUGAGAAAGUCAUUUUUUAAAUAUCAAAUAUUUCUAUUUUUACAUGGAAAGGAGGAAAACCAUAAAUAUAUUUAGUAAACUGGUGCACUAAGCUAUCAUUUCACUCUGAACAAAAUAUGUAAAGAUGUAUUUAAUUUUUUAGGUACCAUCUCUAUAAAAUAUACUUAUUAUUUACCUAUUAAAUAAAUAUAUUUAUUCACCUAUUAAACUAGUAAAACCGAAA